Penicillium diatomitis is the source of this 1476-nucleotide messenger RNA. RefSeq lists its product as uncharacterized. NCBI's taxonomy places the organism in Eukaryota, Fungi, Ascomycota, Eurotiomycetes, Eurotiales, Aspergillaceae. Gene Ontology annotation, cellular component: cyclin-dependent protein kinase holoenzyme complex; nucleus. Gene Ontology annotation, biological process: regulation of cyclin-dependent protein serine/threonine kinase activity. Gene Ontology annotation, molecular function: cyclin-dependent protein serine/threonine kinase regulator activity; protein kinase binding. The transcript has a single exon. Bases 1 to 1476 code for a protein of 491 amino acids. The record is from RefSeq and is a predicted model, not a curated record.
AUGCCGUCCUUGCUGGCUGCAGGCCACGGCCUCCCGCCCACGCCUCCUCAUGUCAACAAUGGUGGUCGUCUGGAUGAACCUACGUUCUAUCCGGUUGGUCACACCGCAUUCCCCCCUCGCUACCACCAGAGCGGCUCUGAGUUCAUUGAACAGUAUUCGCAAUCGCUGAUCUACUCGAAGCCCCAUGCCAUGGGGGUGUAUCCGGGCUCGGGACACGCCAUGCAUGGCGUCCGGGACAUGCACUCCAUGGGCCACCAGCAGCCCAUGUAUGGCCCCGCCGCGACCUCGCUGCCGCCAAUCCGGGCCAACAUGCAGCUUCCGCCCAUGGAUAACGCGAUCUCAUCACAAUACCGUCGUCACGAUAUGGCUUCGACCCACCAGCACGCGCACCAACACCAGCACCAGCAACACCCUUCGCAGCGACAGCAGCAGCAGUCUCGCAAGGAAGAAAAGGCCACUGGAGGUGUUGCUGCGCACCUGGACUAUGAGAUGGAUCGAAUGUCCGAUUUUGUCGCAGAGAUGACUCAGGGAAUGUAUGAUUUGUACAACACCAAGAUCACCCUUUCAGAUAUUGACUUCGCGCGAAGCAUUUCCCCAGGAACUUCCGUCCCCCCGCAGUUCCGAAAAUACGUCUACCAGAUUCUCUCGUCAACCCGCCUCCCCAGCUCCACCAUCUUGUUGGGUCUGUUCUACAUGUCUAGCCGUAUGCGCAUCCUCUCUGCCCAGCGAACAUUUCACUCCAGCAGUGGACAGAUUUACCGUAUGUUGACGGUGGCUCUGCUGUUGGGCAGCAAGUUCUUGGAUGAUAAUACCUUCCAAAACAAGUCCUGGGCAGAAGUGAGCAACAUACCCGUGGCUGAACUGAACAAGAUGGAGCUGGAGUGGCUAUUCGCCUUUGACUGGAAGAUCCAUGACCGCAUUUACGACCAGCAGGAUGGGUUUGCCUCCUGGCGUCGCCACUGGGAUAGCUGGAGUGCCAAGGCCAAUGCGAGAGCCCACGAGUCUACUCGCCAGACUCUCGCACCCUUGGACACGAACGUUGCCCGCCACCACCAGACCGUCUCCAAGCCGCUCAUGUCUCCCGAAGGUCCCAUCCCCCCGCAAUAUCAACGCGGUUCGCAUACCGAGAGCUCAUGGCUCAACCCUGCUGCCUCUGAGUACUCCCCGCCGUCGGCUCCCCACAGUGGUCCCAACACCCCGGAUUACUAUCCGGCCGGUCCCUGGGGAUUUGCGAACCCACCACCCCCUUAUUCGCAAGGGACAUGGAUUCCACCACCUCCGCGUUAUCUUCCCCAAUCCGCUCCUCGGUCACAGCCUCCAUCCUACCACCACACUCCAGCUUAUGGUUUACCAUUUGCUCAGAGCGUGUGGACUGGUCACGGCUCCUCCUGUGGAUGUGUGUAUUGUGCGAAGCACAUGGAGUUUUACAUGCCCCACGGCGCCUUUCCCCCACUGCACCCUGUCAUCGCGGGAUGA